GGAAGCUCCCGACGCCGCCGAGCCAUAGACUGCUCCUGGGGUGGGGCUGCGCGGAUGAGCGCCCAUGAGAGUGUGACAGGCUCUUGCCUCCAGAAUAUGAUGGCCAGUCACCUUGUAAAACCUGAUACUAGAAAUUGCAAAAGACCAAGAGAGUUGGAGCCUCAAAUGCCAGAUAGUCCACAACUGUCCUCUCUUGGAAAAUCAGAUUCUUCUUUCUCUGAAAGCUCUGGACUGUUUUAUAAAGAUGAAGCCCUGGAGAAAGAUUUGAAUGAUAUGAGCAAGGAAAUUAAUCUAAUGUUGUCUACAUAUGCAAAGAUCUUAAGUGAGAGAGCAGCAGUAGAUGCAUCGUAUAUUGACGAGAUAGAUGGACUCUUCAAAGAAGCCAAUACUAUUGAAAACUUUCUAAUACAGAAAAGAGAGCUCCUGAGACAGAGGUUUACAGUGAUUGCAAACACACUACACAGAUAAAAUUGUGUACUUAAAAUAAGCUGAGAAUUUAAACCCAUUAUUGUUGUAAUGAAAGAAUGACAUUUGUGCUCUGAAUGCUCUCCAGUUGUUAAGAAAAUGUAUACCUUAAACAUAGAAGGGGAAACUCCUUAAAUUUCUUUUCUCGAUUUAAAAGGGGCAUUAAGCUGGACAUUAAUAUGAUACAUAGCUUUUCUUUUGAGAGUCAAAUAUUUGGCAUAUUUUAUAAAAGUGUAAACUAUUUAAAUUGUAUGUGGAUCCUCUUCUUUUUUUU
Messenger RNA from Balaenoptera acutorostrata (minke whale), 739 nucleotides. RefSeq names its product testis expressed 12 (gene TEX12). Bases 55 to 468 code for a protein of 137 amino acids. Gene Ontology annotation, cellular component: central element. The record is from RefSeq and is a predicted model, not a curated record. The transcript has 5 exons. Gene Ontology annotation, biological process: synaptonemal complex assembly. Lineage: Eukaryota; Metazoa; Chordata; Mammalia; Artiodactyla; Balaenopteridae.